Molecule: messenger RNA, 960 nt
Organism: Cucurbita maxima (winter squash)
Lineage: Eukaryota; Viridiplantae; Streptophyta; Magnoliopsida; Cucurbitales; Cucurbitaceae
Exons: 4
Coding region: 146-904 (252 amino acids)
Source: RefSeq, a predicted model, not a curated record
UACGCUAUGGAUCCAUUGGUAAAAUGAAAGGAUUCUUGAUCCAAGAAGAUGAGGUUUAGUAUAAAAGAAAGGCAGAUUAAGGCAAAGAGUUGGUUAAGAGAUUAGGAAAUUGAUCAAACCCCGUACCCCACAACUACCAUUCGCCAUGUUCAUGUUCAAUCUUGACGAUAUCCAUGAGUUUGUGGAGGCCGCCUCCGUGAUAGCCACCCAGGCUCCAACAGGCGUUCUCAAAUUCUCACCGCAAAUGUUCUCCAUAAUGGCCACCGCCCUCCCACCUUCCCCUCGCUCCGUUCUGGCGCUCCAAAUCCGCCCUCAAUUCUUCCGCUCAUAUACCUGCACCUCUCAACUUGAAUACGCAUGGAUUUUCUUGAACGAUUUGCAAUUCACUCUAUCUGAAAUGGAUUGCAAUGGUUUUCCUGAAUUGCUCUUCUCUUCUACAGAGCCAGAUUGCGCGCACCUUACAUUCCGUCCUCCAGCUUCAAAUUACAAUUAUCGGCUAUAUAAGUUGCCACUCUGUCCUGGGACUGGGGAGAUGGACAUGGACCAAGAAUUUGACUGCACAACCUUUGUUUCCAUUCCCUCCGACUUCUUCAACGUUGUUUUGAACGUGUUCAUGGAUUGUUUUGACUAUGUUUUGGUUACUGUUACGGCCUCAUUGGCGCGCUUCUGCAAUGAUGCAGGGGACAUAGUUCUUAUCGCUCAGGAAAACCAAUGCAGUAUUGGAGGCGUUUCAUCAGAACAUCAAAUUCAGUUUCUGAUCAGUCUUAGUCCCUGGGCGUCUUUCCGUGAAUUGGCACGUCGAGCGGAGAGGGUUUGGAUAUACAAGCCCAAUACUUCUUCCUUUGGUAUAAUAGCUGCACCUGUUGGACUGCAUUCUCGAUUUUUGGCUUAUGUUCCUGCUUAAUCAAUAUGACAAAACUAUUCAUGCUAUUUCCCAUCCAAAUGUCUUCUCUUUUAGCA